This is a messenger RNA of Nycticebus coucang (slow loris), 1613 nucleotides long. RefSeq names its product ATPase H+ transporting V1 subunit G2 (gene ATP6V1G2). Gene Ontology annotation, cellular component: vacuolar proton-transporting V-type ATPase complex. Gene Ontology annotation, biological process: proton transmembrane transport. The transcript is spliced from 3 exons. The record is from RefSeq and is a predicted model, not a curated record. The coding region runs from base 279 to 635 and encodes 118 amino acids. Lineage: Eukaryota; Metazoa; Chordata; Mammalia; Primates; Lorisidae. Gene Ontology annotation, molecular function: proton-transporting ATPase activity, rotational mechanism.
UGUUAGCGGGCAGCUUUGGGCCUGGUCUCUGCUGCUCCCAGGCGGCUCUUGUGGGUACUGCCUAAGUGAGAGGUGGGAGAGGACCAGUCAUCAAUGGGAGGAUCAGAUUGGGGGAGACACCCGGUGCAGAAGGCUGAGUGGAAAAGGGGAGCACUAAGACCCAGGGGUAGUGGAAAAUUGCAGCAACGAACUGAAGAAGUAGGCAGUGGGGGUGGGGAUGGUAGGAGCCAUCUGGUACCUGGGUAGCAUUUGCAACAGUAUCGGCCAUACCGACAGAAAUGGCCAGUCAGUCCCAGGGUAUCCAGCAGCUUCUGCAAGCAGAGAAGCGGGCGGCUGAGAAGGUGGCAGAUGCCAGGAAGAGGAAGGCCCGGAGACUGAAGCAGGCAAAGGAGGAGGCACAGAUGGAGGUAGAGCAAUACCGCCGAGAGCGAGAGCAAGAAUUCCAGAGCAAGCAGCAGGCGGCCAUGGGCUCCCAGGGAAACCUGUCGGCUGAGGUGGAGCAGGCUACAAGGCGCCAGGUGCAGGGCAUGCAGAGCUCCCAGCAGAGAAACCGAGAGCGGGUCCUGGCCCAGCUUCUUGGCAUGGUCUGUGAUGUCAGGCCCCAGGUCCACCCCAACUACCGGAUUGCUGCCUAGGACUCAUCACAGAGCCUGACUCAUUCAUUCUGCCAGUUGUCUCUGUCAAAGAACCCCUCCCACCCCCCCAAUUAAAAUCACCUCCCACCACAGUACUUUUCUUCUUUCCAUUCCUGGGAAAUCCUGGGGGGGGGGAAGAUUCAAUAAUUCUCAUAUGAAACUUAUACAUAUCCUGCUCAACCCGAAUCUUUUUGUUGUUCUUUAACUUCACUGGGAACUCGUAAACUCCCAAAGCCAUUCUCAUUCAAUCUUUUGUGCAGAUUGUAACUCUGGGAAGUAGAAAUGUGGAAAAAACACUCUGACUUCAGAGCCUGGCAGACUUGGGUUCUUCUCAUGACCUGACAUGCUGGCUGUGCAAUUGGGACAACCUGUUUAUCCCUGUAGCCUCAAUAUCUUUCUCUGUAAAACUGGGAUAAUAAUACUGCUGGGGUUACUGCAAGAUUAGGAAUCAUUAUGUAGAGAGUCUAGUAUGGGUCCUGGCAUGCAGGAGCCAUGAUUUAAUAAAUGGCAACCCUGUGAUAUUAUUACCAUCCGUGUUCACUAGCCAAAAGCCAUACAACUGAUUCUUCACUUCCAUCGGUGACCCUCUAAUUAUUCCACUGAUUUAUUAUGUGACCCUAGUAAUUCUCUGAAGAAUUGGUUCUUUCCUCAUCUCUUUUCCCAAAGAUUUUGUAAUCUUUGAAAAGAUGAAAUCAUGACUUCACUUAGCCCUCUAUUAAAUUCUAGGUAUAUACUACAUCUUGUAGCCUUUUUGCUUCUCUUAUGCUUGUCUUGCUCUUUGUAGGAUUUUCCCCUUUUCAUAUUUCCCCAAAGACCAAUUAGAUACUCACUGCUUCCAAAGAUCUAAAGCAAUGCUGUGUACCUUCAUAUGCAUGGCUUUCCUGUGUACAUCCUUGAGACCUUACUUCCCCUUUGUAACAGUAAAAAAAGUGUGAAUAAAAUAAUUAUGGGCAAAUAAAUUGGUGAGUUGAAACAGUC